Triticum aestivum (bread wheat) is the source of this 857-nucleotide messenger RNA. Its product is annotated as early nodulin-like protein 1. Gene Ontology annotation, cellular component: plasma membrane. Lineage: Eukaryota; Viridiplantae; Streptophyta; Magnoliopsida; Poales; Poaceae. The record is from RefSeq and is a predicted model, not a curated record. Gene Ontology annotation, molecular function: electron transfer activity. The coding region runs from base 20 to 724 and encodes 234 amino acids. The transcript has a single exon.
CUCAUCAUAAAUAAAGAGGAUGCUCCUCCUCCGCAUCUGGAAUCUAGCCAGCCAGCCAGCCACAACCAAUCCCAAUCCAAGAAGCAGAGGGAGGAGCUUUGGCAGAGUGAGAGAGAAGCAGAGGACGAUGGGCACGCCGGUGGGAAUGGCGACUCUAGCGGCUCUGGCGCUGGUGCUGUGCGUCUCCAUGGACGGGUGCGCCGCCGCUGAGUACAAGGUGGGCGGUCUGGACGCGUGGGGGGUGCCGCCGUCCACCAAGCCGGACGUGUACGUGCGGUGGGCCAAGUCCGUCCCCGUCAAGCUCGGCGACGCCCUCUUCUUCCUCUACCCGCCCAGCCAGGACAGCGCCGUGCAGGUCACUGCCAAGGCCUUCGCCGCCUGCGACGUGUCCGACCCGCUGCUCAAGCUGGAGGACGGCAACUCCGUCUUCAACCUCACCAAGCCCGGGCGGGCCUACUUCAGCAGCGCCGCCCCGGGGCGCUGCCGCAAGGGCCAGAAGCUGUCGGUGGACGUGCCUGGAGCCGAUGGGAAGCUGCUCAAGCCGUCGGCGGACGACGAGGCCGCGCUCAAGGCGCUCUCUGCGCUGCCGCCUGCCGCUGCCCCGUCCGAGGCGCUCCCCUCGCUCUCGCCCGGCCCCGACGACGACGACGACUCCGCUGCCUCCUCCAUGGUCGCCGGAUCCGUCCUAGGUCUCGCGGCCGCUUUCAUCCUCCUGUGGCUGUGAUGUGAUGUGAGAUGCUCUUCUUCUUCUUCCUCCCAUCCAUUUCAAUUUCAUUUUUUUUGUCAGAUGAGAAACAUGAAUUUAUUUGUUUGGAUUGGAUUAUAUAAGAAGUAUAAUUGAUUGAUUGAUUGAUUGA